Messenger RNA from Drosophila guanche, 2074 nucleotides. Its product is annotated as beta-1,4-glucuronyltransferase 1-like. The coding region runs from base 554 to 1951 and encodes 465 amino acids. The record is from RefSeq and is a predicted model, not a curated record. The transcript is spliced from 4 exons. Lineage: Eukaryota; Metazoa; Arthropoda; Insecta; Diptera; Drosophilidae.
GUGCACCCCAAACGCCACUUGCCAUCAGCCCCAAAACGAAACCAAGAGUAAGAAAACAAGCCUAUAAUUCGAGUAAGCAAAAGUUUAAAUAUGCUGUUCAUAACUUUUGAUUGUUACUGAUAAAAGCCAACUACAAAUUACCAUAAGCUAUAAGCAGCGUUCAGAUAUGCUGCACCCAUUUGGAUUGCUCUAUUAGUCAAUGAUUUGAAGGAAAAAACUGUUUGCUGAUAGCUGAUAGAAGUUCCAAUCUUUAUGCUGAUUGCUGAUAGUUUCUAUUGGUGCUGCUUUGGUGCCUCCUUUCACCUGUUUUUCUUUCGAAUUCAGUUGGAUUCCAUAGCUCCAUGACAAAGGGUGUUUGGAGGCGCGUUUGCUCGCUCGUUUAUGGACCAUAUGGCUCCUAUUUUUCAACACCCUCUACUCACAGUAUAUCACAGCGAUCAUAAGAACGCACAAACGUUGAAUCAUCAAUUGAUUUCUCGCUGAGCUCACAAACAGCGUUGCGAGGCCAUAAAUUAAGGAACAUCGGAGAAACUCGGACAGAAAUCGCAGCGCCAUGGCCAAGUGUGGAAACCGAAUGUGGCCCAUUCUGCUGCUACUCACAGUGGCCCUGGUGCUCGUCUGGCGCAACUUGCAACAGGCAAAGCAUCUCAGUCAAGCGCAGAUAUCCAGCCGAAGCAGAUCCCAUUUUACCUUUGAUGAAUCUUUGUACACAACCGAGGAGUUUUCGGAGGAUUAUCAGCAAGUGGAACAGCCACCCAUACCACCGCUCACCCCACGCGGCCAGUUGUUGCAACAAUUGCUAAAAUGCCGCACGAGAAAUCUUACAUUUGAGCGGCUGCAACAUGGCGAAUACUGGCUGUUGCAGAAUCUAAUUGUUGGCCGCAAAAGUCGGCUGAUGCGUUGCACGGAAUCGAUCACAUACACCACCAAUGGGGAUUAUACGUUCUUCGAUAAUUUGGAAAUGGUGGCAGAACGCUGGCGCGCACCCAUUAGCUUUGCCAUCCACGCACCCGGCUACGAUCUAAACACCACACUUGACUCCAUACAAUAUGUGAAAAAUUGUCUGCCUGGCAGCGAGUACAUCAAUGACUUUGUCACAUUUCAUUUGUAUUUUUCGAAUUUGCAUAUGCCCGUAAAUGUGCCACACAACGAGGCAGAGGUGCUGCAGCGGCCCUUUGUUUGUGAGCUAAAAAAUGGCACCCAAGCACCGCCGCCAUGGACUUUGAGGCCGCGUGAGGCUAUGUACAAGGUGGCCGCAAAUCUCACAUACCCGAUCAAUGUCGGACGGAAUAUAGCACGAAAGGCGGCCAAUACGUACUUUAUCUUUGCUUGCGACAUCGAACUUUAUCCCAGUGUGGGUUUUGUGGAUCAGUUUCUCGAUAUGGUGGUUGCUAAUCAGAGCAUUCUGGCCCUGGAUCCCAAGCAGCCUGGUCGUGUCUAUCCUUUGCCUGUCUUUGAGCUGCAAGCGGGUGUACCUGUACCCAAUGACAAGGCGCAGCUGCUGGCCCUGUACCGUGAGGGUUUGGCUCAAACGUUUCACAAAAAGAUGUGUGCCUCAUGCCACAAGGUGCCGGGGCAAGAGCAAUGGCUGAAUCGUGCGCCCAGCGUCACGAAUGAGCUGCACGUGUGGAGCGAAGCGUUGCGGGAGAAGGAGUUUAGGUAUUGGGAGCCCUUCUAUGUGAGCGACAACAAGGAGCCAAUUUUCGAUGAGCGAGUGACGUGGGAGGGGCAGUCCAACAAACGGAUACAGAACUAUGCCAUGUGCCUCUUGGGCUAUGAAUAUCACGUCCUGCAUCCCGCCUUCCUCGUCCACAGUCCCGGCAUCAAGAAGAACAAUGGCACGCAAUCAACUCGCCAGAUAUACGCCCGAGAUAUGACGCGUUUCAUUAAAACCAAAAUCGAGCCCGAAUAUCGAGUCUUGUAUGGCCGCCGAAAGAGCUGCACAACGUGACACGAGCUGGGGAGGAACUCCCAAUAGAACGGAAUUUAGAUACAGAAAGUGAUAUUCUCCCCCAUUUAUUUUGCUAAGUGUUCGUUUUGUUAUUUACAUUUUAAAUAUAGCCAUUCAAGGCCA